This is a messenger RNA of Suillus discolor, 852 nucleotides long. RefSeq lists its product as uncharacterized. The coding region runs from base 1 to 852 and encodes 283 amino acids. The record is from RefSeq and is a predicted model, not a curated record. Lineage: Eukaryota; Fungi; Basidiomycota; Agaricomycetes; Boletales; Suillaceae. The transcript has 3 exons.
AUGAGUCUGCUCGACAAUGUCCCAGACUCAGGGCAGCAGGAUCCAGAUGACGAUGAGAAGGAUGAGAAUGUCGAUUUCGACGUGGACGACGAUCGCGAUAUCCCAGCAGACCUUCUUAUGACAAUGAAACACCCUGGACAUUCACGUCCAAUCACCAAUUACUUCGGAAUUGCCAAGUUUGGUCUUCCUGACUUACGACCAGCUAUUGCCGACUUUCUUCGUUGUGAGGCUACUCAUGGGAGGGAUCACAUACAUACUAUUGGGGGGGCUAGAAGAGCUGGACCUACUGCUUCACUUCCCUUCGACAAACUUCAAGUCUGGUUUAAACUUCGGGUGCAGGACACUGAUUUCCACGAUGCUAGCAUCAUACGGCCUGCACAGACCCUCAAUUGUGCACCUCCUUCUGAUCCCUGGACAUGUGGCUGGUAUGACACAGUCAUCAUUAACAACGAGGCAAGGUACUUAUGGCCAGAAGAUGGUCUUCGUGGUCAUACGAUUGGCCAAAUCAGGCUUAUCAUGCGUGCUGUUGGAAAAAGUGGCACGAAUUGGUCAUGGAAGGACCACUUUCUGGUUUACGUGCAUCGCUUUGACAUUGUUCCUCAAAGCUCCGGUGCUGAUGAUCGUGAGCCAAGUACGCAGCUCCACUUGCUCAAACGAGCGAAGCGUUCGAAUGGCACUUGGGUGGGCGAUGUCAUACCUGUGACACAGCUCAGAGCAGCUGUCAACCUUGUCCCUCGCUUCGGUGCAAGUGCGGACAACCGUCUCACCCCAUAUAAUAGCAUGGAACAUGCUUCUCAGUUCUGGCUCAACAGGUAUUGGGAUAAGAAUGUAUAUUUUCCCCUUUCCAUGUAG